Messenger RNA from Malassezia japonica, 1437 nucleotides. RefSeq lists its product as uncharacterized. Bases 1 to 1437 code for a protein of 478 amino acids. Gene Ontology annotation, molecular function: prenylcysteine oxidase activity. The record is from RefSeq and is a predicted model, not a curated record. The transcript is spliced from 2 exons. Gene Ontology annotation, biological process: prenylcysteine catabolic process; prenylated protein catabolic process. Lineage: Eukaryota; Fungi; Basidiomycota; Malasseziomycetes; Malasseziales; Malasseziaceae.
AUGACUCCGGAAGACUUGCACGUUACCGUCUAUGAGCGCGACAGCCGCAUCGGCGGCCGCAUCAUGGCCGUCCAUCCCUUGAACGACUCGCACUUUCCGCCGAUCGACGUGGGAGCGAGUAUCUUUGCUAAUGUCAACCACAACAUUAGACACGCAGCGCGCAAGUUUGGCCUGAAGCCUGCGCCGCGCGAUGCCAAACUGCAGUCUCCUAUGGGCCUCUGGGACGGCUCUCACUUUGUUAUUGACGACUUUGACGGCUCUCGCUGGAGCCAGCUAAAGCUAUACUGGCGCUACGGAAAGAGCCCAACCAAGGCACUGACAUUGGUCAACAAGGCCAUUAGCGCAUUCCAACGCAUCUACUCUCCCCGUUUCUUGCAUGACCCAAAGCGCAAGAAUUCGUACCCCUGGCGCAGCGUCACAGGCAUCGCCGAGGAUCUCCAGCUCAAGGAAUUCACGACAGAGUCGGCCAAGGACUACUUUGAGAGCCACAAAGUCACGCCACUGUGUGCCGACGAACUCGUGAACGCAGCUACGCGUGGCAACUACGCUCAGAAUGUCGACCGCAUCCACGCGUUUGCAGGUAUGGUCUCGAUGGCAGCGAAUGGGGCGUCUGGUAUCAAGGGCGGCAAUGCGCAAGUGUUCCAGAGCCUGCUACAGGAAAGUAACGCAACGCUCCGCCUGGGCGAGAGCGGAGACGUGACGGGCAUCAUGAAAGUGCGGUCCAAGACGCUGCCGCACGCGCCGUCUGCAACACGCUGGCGUAUUGGGACGCGCGACGGACAUGGUGACUUGUACGAUGUCGUGCUUAUUGCGACGCCGUGGCAUGAUUCUCGUAUCACUUUACUCAAUACCGACAAGUCGGUUCCGAGCUACCGGUAUCAGUCACUGCACGUCACACUGGUCGUCACCGAUGCACCUCAGCCUAAUCCUACGUACUUUGGAUACGACGCCUCUUUUGAUCGUGUGCCACGCACGAUUGUCACUGCGCCACCGCAGAAAGUUGGCGGCAAGCCAGAGUUCCUGACCUUGUCCUAUCUGGAGACACUCAAUAAGCCGCAAUAUAAGAAGCAGUGGGACAAGCUGUACGUCGUCAAGCUCUUUUCCUAUGGCCCCCUUCCUGCCAAGACGCUCGACAAGAUCUUUGGAAAUGGAGAGGUCGUGUGGACGUACGGGAAGGAAUGGUCAGCAUUCCCUGUGCUGUCCCCUACGGACAAGCUCGCCAACUUUGAGGUGGACACGGAUCUGUACAAUCUGAAUGCCAUGGAGCGCUGGAUCUCUACCAUGGAAACCAGUACGCUCGCGGCCAAAAACGUUGCUGGGCUCGUCCUCCAAAAGUGGCUUGGCAGCCACUUUGUGCACGGCGCGCACUGCCGCUGGGGAGCUCGGACGCCGGACGUGGCCGAAGCGUGGGAUACCUGGGGCUGUAUGAGCAGCUAG